AUUUCAGUGAUUUCAGUUUCAAAAUACAAAUUCACAAAGGAAUAUGCGUGUCGUUCGUGUUUUUUAUGUUUGUGUAAUGUUUGGGUACGUGACCGGGUGGUGUACACUUUAAUUUACCAUUUGCAUAUUUGCAGACAUUGAAUCACACCAAAAUUAAAAGUUAAAAUGUCUGGUUUCGACAUGAGAAAUCCUGAGCAAACACCUGAAGAAUACGUUGAUCAACUACGGGUCAUUCUGGAACACGAAUGUCUUGGGACAAGAAAAAAAGAAUCUUGUCAUCAACUUGGUGAAUUCUAUCAAGCUGUAGAAAGAGACAAUGAAAAAGCAAAAGCUAUUUUUAAAGCAAACUGUGAAGAUCAGGAUUAUGCACAAAGUUGUUUUUCACUCGGCAUAAUUCAUCUCACAAAUAAAGAGGAAAGAAAACCAAAGGAAGCUCUUAGCUUAUUCCAUAAAGCAUGUGAAAAAAACAUAUGGGGUGCCUGUAAUAAUGCAGGUCUACUUCAUCAAAAAGGAGAGAAACACUUUAGUAUACCAAGAAAUAUGAAUAAAGCAAUUGAACUCUUUAGUAUGGCAUGUAAUGGCAACUUUCGUAAUGGAUGUUUUAAUCUAAGUGUUAUCUAUCUGGCUGGUUGUAAUGAAGUUAAGAAAGACAUGGUUAAAGCAUUGGAUUUAUCUAUCAAAAGUUGCCGUCUAGGACAUGCAUGGGGAUGUGUAAAUGCAAGCAGAAUUUAUGCACAAGGUGAUGGUGUGCAAGUGGAUGUAACUAAAGCAAAUGAAUUUAAAAAACUGGCAGAAACUUGCAAUGGAAAAGGAUGAAUUUAUCAAAAUACAGUAAAUCUUGAUUUUUUCAAACACAAACUACAAUAAAUAUUAAUUUUUGAAUUUCUAGUGAGUAUUGAAUCUAACCACCUUGUCUCUUUGGAUGUCAUACCCUUUAAAAUAUUUGAAAGCUACCAUCUAACAUGUACAAAUACAAACAUCUUUUAACUAAAAGAUACAAAAGAUAAAA
Messenger RNA from Xenia sp. Carnegie-2017, 1009 nucleotides. Its product is annotated as cytochrome c oxidase assembly factor 7-like. NCBI's taxonomy places the organism in Eukaryota, Metazoa, Cnidaria, Anthozoa, Malacalcyonacea, Xeniidae. The transcript has 3 exons. Gene Ontology annotation, cellular component: mitochondrial intermembrane space. Bases 166 to 816 code for a protein of 216 amino acids. Gene Ontology annotation, molecular function: protein binding. The record is from RefSeq and is a predicted model, not a curated record.